GUUUUCGUUACUCGUCUCGUUGACCGGUUAGUUUCUGUUCUUUCUAGAUCUAGACUCAAAUCAAACUCAAGCUAUUUUCAGUAUUUUCUAUUAUAUUCUUAUUGAGUAAAUUCAGUUCAGUAAUCAUUUCCAUUUUUCUUCGUUCAUCUGUUGGAUUGCCGGUUGUUUAGUUGUCUCUCCUUUAGGUAAGUGUAAACAAUGUAUAUUUUAUAUUCAUAAUCAUAUAAUGACUACAUAGUGAUUAAGACAUUGCUGUAGAAUAGUGAAUUUUUAUUAUUUCUAUAUUCCAGAAUCAUGUCUAGUGUUGUAUGGAACUUUUUCAAAAAAAUAGACAAACAAAAUGUCUCCUGCAACCUUUGUGGAAAAAAUUACAAAAGUAGUGGAAACACAUCGAAUUUAUCAGCUCACUUGAAGAGCAAACAUCACUAUGCGUUCGUGCAAAUUAAGACCUCAAACUCAAGGACAAGGGGAGCGAAUAAAUUGCAAAGUUCAGAGGAUUCAGAAACUAUUGAACCUCAUCCAAAACGAGUAGCACAAGCACAUCCAGGUACAGCUAUAGCAGGCUGUUCAUUUACAAGAGGUUCCACUAUGGCUAGUACUACCAGUAGUACUAGUACCAUCUCUAUCUCUACCGAGGCACCUGCUGAUACAGAGGAAUGUCCUGAAUCUGGGAAUAAUGAUGAUACUACUACUGAAGAAAAUCAGAAUAGAGAUGUGUGGAAACAGGCCACACUUAUGGAUGUAUUGGAAAGAAGUUCUAGUUAUGAAGGUAUUUUUCAAUGAUAUUAAUAUUACUAUAUUGUUUAUAUAUUAGCCCUAUUCUUUAUGUUCUGAUUUUAUUAUUUUGCAAUUCAUUUGGUGGUCAAAAAAGCAGCCAAAUAAAUCAAGCCUUGAUUUAUAUGAUUUGCAAGGACCAUAUGCCCCUAUCCUGUGUGGAAAAAUGUGUAUUUAAGAAGCUAAUGAGUGUCACUUGUCCACGGUAUAAAAUUCCAUCAAGAUCGACUGUAAGCCAACAACAAUAUUGAAUAUUAUAUCAUAUUUAUUUUGUCAUUCAUUUCUCAUUACACAUAACUGGCUUACUCGAACAAAGGUAUGCCACCACAAAAGCAAUACUUAUGAGGAAAUUGAGUGAAGUGAAGAAUAUCGCCCUAACAAGCGAUAUAUUAACACUCACUAACUCGACAAGGAGUUUUAUUGUGAUGACGACCCAUUUUUUGAAUACUGUGGAUGACUGCAUUCCGGAACAAGAAAUGGUGACAUUGACAGCACAGAGAAUGUAUCAGGUAAAAGAUAAGAAAAGAAUAAUGUAAAUAUUAUAAGACCUGCUUGCCACUAAGCUAAAUUCAGAACUAAAUUCAGCAUACUGAGAAGAGGCUGUAAGUUGUGAACUAAAACUGGAUUUCUUUCUUCUGUAGGCACAUACAGCAGAUUAUAUUGAAGAAUGUUUUGAAAACAUCACCCAAGAAUUCAAAAUAGAAAAAAACACAUUCUGUCAAUAACAACAGAUGGUGGGGCAAACAUAGUGGCUGCUGUGAAGCAGU
Coccinella septempunctata (seven-spotted ladybird) is the source of this 1541-nucleotide messenger RNA. RefSeq lists its product as uncharacterized. The coding region runs from base 295 to 783 and encodes 162 amino acids. The transcript has 2 exons. Lineage: Eukaryota; Metazoa; Arthropoda; Insecta; Coleoptera; Coccinellidae. The record is from RefSeq and is a predicted model, not a curated record. Gene Ontology annotation, molecular function: DNA binding.